Molecule: messenger RNA, 15501 nt
Organism: Coregonus sp. 'balchen'
Lineage: Eukaryota; Metazoa; Chordata; Actinopteri; Salmoniformes; Salmonidae
Source: the annotation of a GenBank genome assembly
GUGGUUCCUUUACUUUGGCAGUUACCUGCAUGUCUGUCUAUCUGUAUCACGCUUAUUGUACAUGACAUGCUAUUCUAGGUUGAUGAGAUUAAUAGAGUGGAAGGGGUGGUGAUUGGCCAAUAUAAGCGCUCUCAAUGUGCAGUAGACUAAUUAAUGAAAACAGUAGCUACUGUUUUUAGUGAAACCCAUUUCGUCUGUAUGUACAGUAUGUCACUCAUAUAAAACCACAAAGCAGGGGUAUUAGUUGGGCUACAGCAGGUGUUUCUAGUUUCAAGGCUUAUUGCAGGACCUGCUGUGAGUGUUAGCUUGCCUGUACGUUUUGUGUGUGCGUGCGGACUGUGGACAUAACAGUAACAGAGUGUGAUGUGUGUGUGUGUGUUGCAGCACCAUACUGCUCCAGUCAGACGGGAGUACAGCUCCUGUUCCACCAUCCUCCUAGACGACAGCACCGUCAGUCAGCCCAACCUCAAAUACACCAUCAAGUGGUAGGUUAAUCACCAAUCAAUCAGUCAAUCAAUCAACCGAUGAAUCCAUCAGAAUGUACAUAUGAUGUUAAUCUUUGUCGUGUUUUAUGCAUGUAAGAAUUCUGUAUGUAGUGUAUUUUAAUUAUAAUGAUUUGUCUUUACAGUGUAGCCCUGGCGAUAUACUACCACAUAAAGAACCGGUAAGAAUGAGCUGUCAGGAUGGGACUAAAAACAAACAAAAGAUAACUAUUGUAAAAUAUACUGUGUCCUUAAAAUGUAUAUAGUAUGUAUAAGCAGGAAGUAGAAGCCUAAGAGUUGUUGUCCAUUAGUUAACUCCAAUAAGGGGUGGGAUGGUAGGUUUAGGGGAAAAUAUGUAAUGUGUGUGUGUGUGUGUGUGUGUGUAUAUGCGGGAUUGGAAAUGAUGCAGACAAUUAUGUUGAUGGAAGCCACAAUCUAUCGGCAAUAUUAAAGCUGAUCUACCCCCUAAAAAGAAAAAGAAAUAAAAUAAUGAUCUGUCACAUUCACCAAAUAGCAUCAGCCCCUCCUAGUACUAUUGUAGAGCUAGUCCAUGUAAUACUUUAGUCCUAUGUGUUGAAAGAACAUUCCCCCCGUCACUGAAGGUUAUUACAUUCUAUUUGGACAUCCAGCAUCAAUAAUGGGUGAGGGAGGGUCACACAUAAAAGUCAGCCUUUGAUAACACAAACAGACCCCCAUAGCCCCCCUGGCAUGGGUUCGAAAUCCCAGUCUUUAGAUGUCUAGUACUUUAGGUACUCUGAGUGUGCGUCUGAAAUGGCACCCUUUUCCAUUUAUAGUGCACUACAUUUGACCAAGGGCUCUUGUCAAAAGUAGUGCGCUACAUAGGCAAUAGGGCGCCAUGUGGGACGCAUUCUGAGUGUUCUGUGGCAAGAUGGAUCAAUGUGCCAUUCAAACAGAGUGGAGAGGUAACUGAGGCUAUGUUUCCCUAUUGGUCUACAGCCUGACUGACUUUGUAGAGGAUCGAAACAGCAUCUCUCUCCUCAGUCAAAACAGUCAAAGCCACAGUGUAUUUGUGAAGUAGCCUUCAUACUUGAGUCUAGUGACUGGUUACUGUCAUCACAGUAUGAAUAAUGUAUGCACUCACUAACUGUAAGUCGCUCUGGAUAAGAGCGUCUGCUAAAUGACUCAAAUGUAAAAUCACUUGUCAUUCAGCAACUGACCUGUGUGGCCUUUUUUGUCAUUUCAGAGAGAUCGAUGGGAGAAUGGUAUUAGAUAUUUUUGAUGAAAAGCUUCAUCCACUUACGGUAAGACUUUUGUAGUUAUAUAUAAUAUAUUAUGGAUAUGUGUGUGUAUUAGGCUGCGUUUACACAGGCAGCCCAAUUCUGAUAAUUUUUACUCUAAUUGGUAUUUUGACCAAUUCAGAAUUGGACUGCCUGUGUAAACACAGCCUUAGUGUCUGUGUUGAUGUUCCCAUGUUUCAUUACUAUAUUAUCAGUCUCUCUCUGCUCCCCUGUUGAUGACAGAAAUCUGAGAUUCCUGCGGACUAUGAAAAGCACGACCCGGAGCAGAAACAGAUCUAUCGUUUUGUCCGUACGCUGUUCAGCGCGGCACAGCUCACUGCAGAGUGUGCUAUCGUCACACUGGUGAGUGACAUCUUCAUCACAACCUGCCACACAACACUAGGAGGGAGUGUUGCUCCCAUUAAUAAAUGUCACCAUAUUCCCUAUAUAGUACACUACUUUUGACCAGGGCCCAUAGGGCGAUAUAUGGAAUAGGGUGCCUUUUGAGAUAAAUCCUAACACUUCACUGUCAUGUUGGGCCUACUUGUCCCUGUUCAGGUAAAGUUAAAGUGCAUGGGUCUUUCUAUAAACUAGGGUACCAGUGAGGAUAGGAUUUCCUACACUGGGCAACUUGUUAUAUAGUACCAGUCAAAAGUUUGGACAAAAGUUUAUCUGCAUUGUAGAAUAGUAGUGAAGACAUCAAAACUAUGAAAUAACACAUAUGGAAUCAUGUAGUAACCAAAAAAGUGUUAAACAAAUCAAAAUAUAUUGAGAUUCUUCACAUAGCCACCCUUUGCCUUGAUGACAGCUUUCUAUACAAAGUAUAUAAAUUAUACAAUUGUAUAACAUUGAGGUCCUAAAGGUCCUUGAAUUUAACUUGCCAAUGUCUGUAUGAAACCUGCUUAAAGGAUAUAUAGUCCUAGGUGUAUGUUGUUGUAUAGGUAGAGUUAUGGGCCAAUUGGUAUAUCUUCCUCUUAGUACACCUAGAACUAGAACAGUGGAACUGCAUAAAAAUCCUUUAAUUUUUUUAGUUUCAAACCAUUUUGAAAUGUUGAUCCCAAUGUCAGACAUUGGCCCCAUUAUUUAGAGAAAGACCCACAUUUUAAAAAGGUAGCCGGUAAAACUCCUGGCCCUUGCUAUGAGUCAUAGGCCUAACUCAGUCUGUUUAUAGAGAAGUGCCAUGGACAAUCAUCUCCUGGAUGUGACUAGAUGUCUUCCUCCGAUGCAUACAAAACAUUAGGAAUACCUUCCUAAUAUUGAGUUGCACCCCCCUCCCCCCCCCCCCCCACCCCUCCCUUUUACCUGCAGAACAGCCUCAUUUCGUCGGGGCAUGGACUCUACACAGUGUCGAGAGCGUUCCACAGGGAUGCUGACCCAUGUUGACUCCAAUGCUUCCCACAGUUGUGUCAAGUUGGCUGGAUGUCCUUUGGGUGGUGGACCAUUCUUGAUACACACGGGAAACUGUUGAGCGUGAAAAACCCAGCAGCAUUGCAGUUCUUGACACAAACAGGUGCACCUGGCACCUACUACCAUAACCUGUUCAAAGGCACUUAAAUAUUUUGUCUUGCCCAUUCAGCCUCUGAAUGCCACACGUACACAAUCCAUGUCUCAAUUGUCUCAAGGCUUAAAAAUCCUUCUUUAACCUGUCUCCUCCCCUUCAUCUACACUGAUUGAAGUGUAUUUAACAAGUGACAUCAAUAAGGGAUCAUCACUUUCAGCUAGAUUCACUUGGUCAGUCUGUCAUGGGGGUGUUCUUAAUGUUUUGUCCACUCAGAGUAAACCACUGUAGAGCAGAACACCUCUCCACUCUGCUCGGAAACAUCCUCCAUCCAUCUCAAUAACACCUUCUGUUUUAAACCUGCGGUUGGUUUACUGCUGAGAGGCCCUGGUUGAAAGCAGUGAACUACAUAGGGAAUAGGGUGCCAUUUGGUAUGAAGCCCUAGUCUGAUUGAGCUGAACUCUCUGGUCCUGAGCUGUGUGGUCCUCCUGUGGUGUUCUGACACUCCAUUGUCUGGUUAUGACUUCACUGGCCUGUCGUCUCUGUCACUUGGGACAAUCUGGUUUCCACACACACACACCGCACGCCUGUCCCACAGACUGUCCCAUUGACUGUCCCAUUGACUGUCCCAUUGACUGUCCCAUUGACUGUCCCAUUGACUGUCCCAGUGGCCCCACACCCAGGGAGAACAGGGAUGGAUGCCGACAGUAAUUGAAUAGGGAACAGGACCAGGUUCAGCUGGAGAAAAUGGGGAGGUUGUCCUGUGUUUCAGAGUAGGAGUGCUGAUCUAGGAUCAGGCCCAGCCUGUCCAUUCAUAAUGAUCCAAAAUGCAAAACUGAUCCUAGAUCAGCACUCAUUCUCUGAGACGCUAUAUAAAUACAGGCCCUGGAGGGGUGAGGUUGUACUGUGUGUGUGGACUGGUGUUUUACUCUACAUACUGCCAGUGGUUAACAACAUGUUGGAUAAUUUCCAUCUUCACUGUGUGAUGCCACUGUGCAUCACUAGGCAAACGCUCCAAAAAUGUGGGGUCACAUACCCUGCCACCUCCGCUGUAUGUACAGUUGAAGUCGGAAGUUUACAUACACUUAGGUUGGAGUAAUUAAAACUUGUUUUUCAACCACUCCACAAAUUUCUUGUUAACAAACUAUAGUUUUGGCAAGUCGGUUAGGACAUCUACUUUGUGCAUGACACAAGUAAUUUUUCCAACAAUUGUUUACAGAUAGAUUAUUUCACUUAUAAAGAGUUUAAAUGUAUUUGGCUAAGGUGUAUGUAAACUUCCGACUUCAACUGUAAUUCUACACACAUAUUUCCAACAAUAAAUUGUUUUGUGCAGAAGACUAUCUGUGUAGCUAGGUUUAGGUGAAUCUAGAAGUACAGAUAGAGAGCCAUGCCAUCCAUCGCUAUGCUGAAUCUGAAGCUGUAGGUGAGAAAUGAAUUCUGUGGACGAUAGAGAAUCUGAGUCCUUGGAGACUGCUGGAUGGAAUAACUGAAUUGUGUUCUAUUAGCAACCCAGACACAUACAGGACAGGCAUCUGGAUUCACCACCCACCUACCACAUAGCAUGUACUGUGUUCUAAGACAGACCAAACACAUUUCCCCAAGGAAAUGACUAAAUGAUGAUACGUGGAGAGAAUAGUAAAUAAUUGCUGUAAAAUAGACUACUCCCAUUAUAUUGUGCCUAAAGGUUCAAUGCAUUUUGUAAUUCACUGACGUACCUAAUAGAGACUGUGGCUGCGAUAAUGGAAAGGUUUUUUGAUUGACAUUUGAUAUUUUAUGAGAAAGCCCAGAGAAACUGCAUUACAUCAGUUUUUGACAUGGUCUGUUACUUUGGCUUUGUGGAGACGGAAUGCCAGAGGAGUUUGGAAUGGAACAUUCAUUCCAGAAUCAAUUCAGACACACAGAGCAGAGGGUAAUUAGCUGGAUCUGAAGUAAUUAUCUUAGAUGAGGAAGAACUGGACUGUAUAUUGUUGUUCAUACAUCAUCUGGGAAAUGUUGAUUUGUUAUUUGAAUUAUUCACAAUUCAACAAGUUUCUUGUUUUUGCUCCAAAUAAUGUAUUACAUUGAGUCUAUUGGUGUUUUUCAUGCACCAGACCAGAGGAUAGUUGAGGAAUGUCUUUGACGUCAGCCAUCUUUAAAAGGAGGAAUGUCUUUGACAUCUAUUUCUUUCUUUCUUCCAUCUAUCUUUUUCUCUCCCAGGUGUACCUGGAGCGCCUGUUAACUUAUGCAGAGAUAGACAUCUGUCCAGUCAACUGGAAACGUAUCGUCCUGGGAGCCAUCCUGCUGGCGUCCAAGGUGUGGGACGACCAGGCUGUGUGGAACGUAGACUACUGCCAGAUCCUGAAAGACAUCACUGUGGAGGACAUGUGAGUCUGAAACAGUUUGACCCUUGUCCAUUAAACAACCUAACCCAGUUCAACCAGCAGCCAGCUAGUCCAUCUAACAGUUUUUGGCAGAAGCUACAGGUUAAAUCUGCACUGUGUCUGCAUUUUACAAUGGCCUUUAAAUUGUCCUUAUGCAAAUAGACAGGGUAUAGACUGUCUAUGUACAGUUGAAGUCGGAAGUUUACAUACACUUAGAUUGGAGUCAUUAAACUCGUUUUUCAACCACUCCACAAAUUUCUUGUUAACAAACUAUAGUUUUGUCAAGUCGGUUAGGACAUCUACUUUGUGCAUGACACAAGUAAUUUUUCCAACAAUUGUUUACAGACAGAUUAUUUCACUUAUAAUUCACUGUAUCACAAUUCCAGUGGAUCAGAAGUUUACAUACACUAAGUUGACUGUGCCUUUAAACAGCUUGGAAAAUUCCAGAAAAUUAUGUCAUGGCUUUAGAACCUUCUGAUAGGCUAAUUGACAUCAUUUGAGUCAAUUGGAGGUGUACCUGUGGAUGUAUUUCAAGGCCUACCUUCAAACUCUGUGCCUCUUUGCUUGACAUCAUGGGAAAAUCAAAAGAAAUCAGCCAAGACCUCAGAAAAAAAAUUGUAGACCUCCACAUGUCUGGUUCAUCCUUGGGAGCAAUUUCCAAAUGCCUGAAGGUACCACGUUCAUCUGUACAAACAAUAGUAUGCAAGUAUAAACACCAUGGGACCACGCAGCCGUCAUACGGCUCAGGAAGGAGAUGCGUUCUGUCUCCUAAAAGUGCAAAUCAAUCCCAGAACAACAGCAAAGGACCUUGUGAAGAUGCUAAAGGAAACAGGUACGAAAGCAUCUAUAUCCACAGUAAACAAGUCCUAUAUCGACAUAACCUGAAAGGCCGCUCAGCAAGGAAAAAGCCACUGCUCUAAAAUUGCAAUAAAAAAGCCAGACUACGGUUUGCAACUGCACAUGAGGACAAAGAUCAUACUUUUUGGAGAAAUGUCCACUGGUCUGAUGAAACAAAAAUAGAACUGUUUGGCCAUAAUGACCAUUGUUAUGUUGGAGGAAAAAGGGGGUAGCUUGCAAGCCGAAGAACACCAUCCCAACCGUGAAGCACGGGGGUGGCAGCAUCAUGCUGUGGGGGUGCCUUGCUGCAGGAGGGACUGGUGCACUUCACAAAAUAGAUGGAAUCAUGAGGAAGGAAAAUGAUGUGGAUAUAUUGAAGCAACAUCUCAAGACAUCAGUCAGGAAGUUAAAGCUUGGUCGCAAAUGCGUCUUCCAAAUGGACAAUGACCCCAAGCAUACUUCCAAAGUUGUGGCAAAAUGGCUUAAAGACAACAAAGUCAAGAUAUUGGAGUGGCCAUCACAAAGCCCUGACCUCAAUCCUAUAGAAAAUGUGUGGGCAGAACUGAAAAAGCGUGUGCGAGCAAGGAGGCCUACAAACCUGACUCAGUUAAACCAGCUCUGUCAAGAGGAAUGGGCCAACAUUCACCCAACUUAUUGUGGAAGGCUACCCGAAACAUUUUGACCCAAGUUAAACAACUUGAAGGCAAUGCUACCAAAUACUAAUUGAGUGUAUGUAAACUUCUGACCCACUGGGAAUGUGAUGAAAGAAAUUAAAGCUGAAAUAAAUCAUUCUCUCUACUAUUAUUCUGACAUUUCACAUUCUUAAAAUAUAGUGGUGAUCCUAAAUGACCUAAGACAGGGUAUUUUUUACUUGGAUUAAAUGUCAGGAAUUGUGAAAAACUGAGUUUAAGUGUAUUUGGUUAAGGUGUAUGUAAACUUCCGACUUCAACUGUACAUACUUGGCUCUUUACCGCCAACAUAAAUCUGUUUGUUUUGUUAAGAUGUGGUUUUGAUGGAUCAAUGGCAGGGUGUCUUCUAGUAUUAUGCAGGUUGGGGUUAUAUAAAGUAUGUUAGUUACCAGUUUCCCUUAUGAAUGUGGUCCUCUGUAGCUCAGCUGGUAGAGCACGGCGCUUGUAACGCCAAGGUAGUGGGUUCGAUCCCCGGGACCACCCAUACACAAAAAAUGUAUGCACGCAUGACUGUAAGUCGCUUUGGAUAAAAGCGUCUGCUAAAUGGCAUAUUAUUAUUAUUAUUAUUAUUAUAAGACAUCAGUCAGGAAGUUAAAGCUUGGUUGCAAAUGGACAAUGACCCCAAGCAUACUUCCAAAGUUGUGGCAAAAUGGCUUAAGGACAACAAAGUAAAGGUAUUGGAGUGGCCAUCACAAAGCCCUGACCUCAAUCCUAUAGAAAAUGUGUGGGCAGAACUGAAAAAGCGUGUGCGAGCAAGGAGGCCUACAAACCUGACUCAGUUACACCAGCUCUGUCAGGAGGAAUGGGCCAAAAUUCACCCAACUUAUUGUGGGAAGCUUGUGGAAGGCUACCUGAAAUGUUUGACCCAAGUUAAACAAUGUAAAGGCAAUGCUACCAAAUACUAAUUGAGUGUAUGUAAACUUCUGACCCACUGGGAAUGUGAUGAAAUAAAUCAUUCUCUCUACUAUUAUUCUGACAUUUCACAUUCUUAAAAUAAAGUGGUGAUCCUAAGUGACCUAAGACAGGGAAUUUUUACUAGGAUUAAAUGUCAGGAAUUGUGAAAAACUGAGUUAAAAUUUAUUUUGCUAAGGUGUAUGUAAACUUCCGACUUCAACUGUAUAUAUGUGGGAUACAACCAUCCCAGCCCUGCAGAUUUUGCUGCGAAGGGACAGAAUCAUUAGAUCAUUUAUUUUGGUACUGUUCUCAUAUGUAGCUUGUGUUUAGUCGCAGGUUCAAGAAGAAUUGCAACAUUUACCUUGAGCUAACUCUGCAAAUAGCACUGCUGUCAUAGUCAACUGAUUGAAUAGAUCAAUAGUCAAUCGAUCAAAAGUUAUAGUCAAUCGAUCAAUAAUAUAAUAAUACUCUUAGCAAAAAUGGUUUAUCUUUAAUCUGUAGAAACUAUGAGAAAUAAAAAGGUUCAGAACUUUUGUGAAACAUCACAGCACAGUUAGAAAAUAUAUGGCAAAUAGAAAUCAAAACUGGAUGGUGUUUAGAGAUACAGUGCAUUCGGAAAGUUUUCAGACCCCUUGACUUUUUCCAUAUUUUGUUACAGUGGGGGAAAAAUGUAUUUAGUCAGCCACCAAUUGUGCAAGUUCUCCCACUUAAAAAGAUGAGAGAGGCCUGUAAUUUUCAUAAUAGGUACACGUCAACUAUGACAGACAAAAUGAGGGAAAAAAAUCCAGAAAAUCACAUUGUAGGAUUUUUAAUGAAUUUAUUUGCAAAUUAUGGUGGAAAAUAAGUAUUUGGUCAAUAACAAAAGUUUCUCAAUACUUUAUUAUAUACCCUUUGUUGGCAAUGACACAGGUCAAACGUUUUCUGUAAGUCUUCACAAGGUUUUCACACACUGUUGCUGGUAUUUUGGCCCAUUCCUCCAUGCAGAUCUCCUCUAGAGCAGUGAUGUUUUGGGGGCUGUCGCUGGGCAACACGGACGUUCAACUCCCUCCAAAGAUUUUCUAUGGGGUUGAGAUCUGGAGACUGGCUAGGCCACUCCAGGACCUUGAAAUGCUUCUUACGAAGCCACUCCUUUGUUGCCCGGGCGGUGUGUUUGGGACCAUUGUCAUGCUGAAAGACCCAGCCACGUUUCAUCUUCAAUGCCCUUGCUGAUGGAAGGAGGUUUUCACUCAAAAUCUCACGAUACAUGGCCCCAUUCAUUCUUUCCUUUACAUGGAUCAGUCGUCCUGGUCCCUUUGCAGAAAAACAGCCCCAAAGCAUGAUGUUUCCACCCCCAUGCUUCACAGUAGGUAUGGUGUUCUUUGGAUGCAACUCAGCAUUCUUUGUCCUCCAAACACGACGAGUUGAGUUUUUACCAAAAAUAUCUAUUUUGGUUUCAUCUGACCAUAUGACAUUCUCCCAAUCCUCUUCUGGAUCAUCCAAAUGCACUCUAGCAAACUUCAGACGGGCUUGGACAUGUACUGGCUUAAGCAGGGGGACACGUCUGGCACUGCAGGAUGAGUCCCUGGCGGCGUAGUGUGUUACUAAUGGUAGGCUUUGUUACUUUGGUCCCAGCUCUCUGCAGGUCAUUCACUAGGUCCCCCCGUGUGGUUCUGGGAUUUUUGCUCACCGUUCUUGUGAUCAUUUUGACCACACUGGGUGAGAUCUUGCGUGGAGCCCCAGAUGGACGGAGAGUAUCAGUGGUCUUGUAUGUCUUCCAUUUCCUAAUAAUUGCUCCCACAGUUUAUUUCUUCAAACCAAGCUGCUUACCUAUUGCAGAUUCAGUCUUCCCAGCCUGGUGCAGGUCUACAAUUUUGUUUCUGGUGUCCUUUGACAGCUCUUUGGUCUUGGCCAUAGUGGAGUUUGGAGUGUGACUGUUUGAGGUUGUGGACAGGUGUCUUUUAUACUGAUAACAAGUUCAAACAGGUGCCAUUAAUACAGGUAACGAGUGGAGGACAGAGGAGCCUCCUAAAGAAGAAGUUACAGGUCUGUGAGAGCCAGAAAUCUUGCUUGUUUGUAGGUGACCAAAUACUUAUUUUCCACCAUAAUUUGCAAAUAAAUUCAUAAAAAAUCCUACAAUGUGAUUUUCUGGAUUUCUUUUCUCAAUUUGUCUGUCAUAGUUGACGUGUACCUAUGAUGAAAAUUACAAGCCUCUCUCAUCUUUUUAAGUGGGAGAACUUGCACAAUUGGUGGCUGACUAAAUACUUUUUUUCCCCACUGUAUGUUAUAGCCUUAUUCUAAAAUGGAUUCAAUAGUUUUUUCUCUCAUCAAUCUACACACAAUACCCCAUAAUAUCACAUUUACGUAAGUAUUUAGACCCUUUACUCAGUACUUUAUUGAAGCACCUUUGGCAGUGAUUACAGCCUCGAGUCUUCUUGGGUAUGACACUACAAGCUUGGCACACCUGUAUUUGGGGAGUUUCUCCCAUUCUUCUCUGUAGAUCCUCUCAAGCUCUGUCAGGUUGGAUGGGGAGCGUCGCUGCACAGCUAUUUUCAGGUCUCUCCAGAGAUGUUCCAUCGGGUUCAAGUCCGGGCUCUCGCUGGGCCACUCAAGGACAUUCAGAGACUUGUCCCGAAGCCACUCCUAAGUUGUCUUGGCUGUGUGCUUAGGGUCAAUGUCCUGUUGGAAGGUGAACCAUCACCCCAGUCUGAGGUCCUGAGCGCUCUGGAGCAGGUUUUCAUCAAGGAUCUCUCUGUACUUUGCUCCGUUCAUCUUUCCCUCGAUCCUGACUAGGCUCCCAGUCCCUGCCACUGAAAAACAUCCCCACAGCAUGAUGCUGUCACCACCAUGCUUCACCGUAGGGAUGGUGCCAAGUUUCCUCCAGACGUGACGCUUGGCAUUCAGGCCAAAGAGUUCAAUCUUAGUUUCAUCAGACCGAAGAAUCUUGUUUCUCGUGGUCGGAGAGUCUUUAGGUGCCUUUUGGCAAACUCCAAGCGGGCUGUCAUGUGCCUUUUAGUGAGGAGUGGCUUCCGUUUGGCCACUCUACCAUAAAGGCCUGAUUGGUGGAGUGCUGCAGAGAUUGUUGUCCUUCUGGAAGGUUCUCCCAUCUCCACAGAGGAACUCUGGAGCUCUGUCAGACUGACCAUUGGGUUCUUGGUCACCUCCCUGACCAAGGCCCUUCUCCCCCGAUUGCUCAGUUUGGCUGGGCGGCCAGCUCUUGGAAGAGUCUUGGUGGUUCUAAACUUCUUCCAUUUAAGAAUGAUGGAGGCCACUAUGUUCUUGGGGACCUUUUAAUGCUGCAGAAAUUGUUUGGUACACUUCCACAGAUCUGUGCCUUGACACAAUCCUGUCUCGGAGCUCUACGGACAAUUCCUUCGACCUCAUGGCUUGGUUUUUGCUCUGACAUGCGCUGUCAACUGUGGGACCUUGUAUAGACAGGUGGGUGUCUUUCCAAAUCAUGUCCAAUCAAUAAAAUGUACCACGUGUAGACUCCAAGUUGUAGAAACAUCUCAAGGAUGAUCAAUGGAAACAGGAUGCACCUGAGCUCAAUUUCGACUCUCAUCGCAAAGGGUCUGAAUACUUAUGUAAAUACGUUUUUUUUAUUUUUUAUAAAUUUGCAAAUAAAUUCUAAACCUGUUUUCGCUUUGUCAUUAUUGGGUAUUGUGUGUAGAUUGAUGAGAAAAACAUUUGAUUUAAUCAAUUUUAGAGUAAGGUUGUAACGAAACAAAAUGUGGAAAAGGAAGAUGUCUGAAUACUUUCCGAAUGCACUGUAGUUGGGAGGGGUUGAGUGUAGCUGAAGGGUGGGACUAAAAAUAAACAAAAGAUAACUAUUGUAAAAUAUACUGUGCCCAUAAAAUGUAUAUAGUAUGUAUAAGCAGGAAGUAGAAGCCUAAGAGUUGUUGUCCAUUAGUUAACUCCAAUUAGGGGAGGGGUGGUAGGGUUAGGGGAAAAUAUAUAAUGUGUGUGUGUAUGUAUGUAUAUAUGUAUGUAUAGAUAUAUAUAUAUUUUAAUAUAUAAGGGGGAUUGGAAAUGAUGCAGACAAUUACGUUGAUGGAAGCCACAAUCUAUCUUCAAUAUUAAAGCUGAUCUACCCCCCCAAAAACAAAAAAACAUUCGAUAAUCUGACAACAGCUCUGGUGGACAUUCCUGCAGUCAGCAUGCCAAUUGCACUCUCCCUCAAAACUUGAGACAUCUAUGGCAUUGUGGUGUUUGACAAAGCUGCACAUUUUAGAGUAGCCUUUUAUUGUCCCCAGCACAAGGUGCACCUGUGUAAUGAUCAUGCUGUUUAAUCAUCUUCUUGAUAAGCCACACCUUUCAGGUGGAUGGAUUAUCCUGGCAAAGGAGAAAUGCUCACUAACAGGGAUGUAAACACAUUUGAGCUCAACAUUUGAGAGAAAUAAGCUUUUUGUGCAUAUGGAACAUUUCUGGUAUCUUUUAUUUCAGCUCAUGAAACAUGGGACCAACACUUUACAUGUUGCGUUUAUAUUUUUGUUCAGUAUAGAUCGAACGUCUGUAUAUUGAAAAUAACAUUUAUUUUUGUCUUUCAACUCACCAAAUGGAGCCCCGUUUCAAAAAAUAUAAAGAAUACGAGAUACGCAUCACUUCGCACUGGCAACCUUUUUCAUUUGGAAAAAUAUUCUGUUAUAUUUAUUCUGUUAUAUUACAUAAUGUUUUUUUUACUAUAAAGUACGUGUGUUUUGACUGUGAUAAGGGCUCGGGAAUAAGAGCAUAUUUUAACAAAUUAAAUUAACAAAACAAGACUAUGCCAUUGCACAGCCAUAGGAUUCUAUAAGCUUCUACAAGCAAGCGCCACUGCUGGUGUUGCUGCCUUUUUGAAAAUUGUGUUCCACAAUAUAAUAUAACCAGUUGAUAUUACGGUUUCAAUAAAUUAAUCUUAAAUGGUACUUGCUUUUUUAUUGACUGUGUGUAUGUGUGUGUGUGUGUGUGUGUGUGUGUAUAUAUAUAUAUAUAUACACAAUAUAUAUAUAUAUAUAUAUACACAACAACAACAACAUGUGGAAUAAGUCAAGGGGUAUGAAUACUUUCAGAUUUAUUGUAUUUGAGUACUCGAAAAUCAUCAUGCGAGUACUCGAACAGUAAAGAAAUAUCAAAUGCCCAUCCCUAAUCUCAUGCUCUACUGCCAACCCCACUCAGUGCAGGGAACAGUCAGGGACAUUUCACAUUGUGAACUCAGAAUAACCUUGGUAUGGGGUCAGUGGUGGUUUAGUAGGUGUUGGAGUCAGGCAUGACUCAGGUCUGCUUCCUCCAGUCUGGUGCCCAGGGCUGGGGCUUGGGAAUAGGGCUGCCACAGGGGAUGGUGCUGGAGCUGAGGCUGGGGCUGGGGCUAGGGCAGAGAGUGGGGCUGGAGCUGAGGCUGGAGCUAGGGUAGAGGCUGGAGCUUUUAUCUUGAGCUGGGUCUUGAGCUGAGAUUAGAGCUGCAGCUGGGGAAGAGUCUGGGGAUGGGGCAGAGGCAGGGGCUGGGGCCGUGGCAGAGGUCUUGAGCUGAGGUUAGGGCUGGGGCUGGGGUGUUUUCAGACAGGAGGUAUCUGGGGCAUGGGUGUACAGUCUGAAGUCUCAUAGCCUGGUAGACAAUAGUUAACCAAGGCCACAGGCCACUGGGGCAUCGACCUCCUUCCCCAAAAUGAAUCACAAAGAGACAAGAAGAAUCUAUGUGGAUUAUUUAGAGACGUUAUCUGACACCUUGAAUGUGUCGCCACCAGUAACCCUCCUGACCCAUCCUGAGUACACAGUUAGUUUUUAAGACUGCUUGUUGUCAUGACCCCCUCUCAGUGGGCUCACAGAACAUAGCCCUGAACCCAAAACCAAUACAUGAGAUUAUUUCUCUCUGUCUCUCUCUCUCUCUGAGGAGGAGGAGAGGAGUUUUAUUAGGCAGAGCCUCCACCGCUCCAUGGCUGGCUAAAUUUAGCUUGUCUGUUGCUGCGUGAAUUAGAAUAUCUAUGUAUGUGGAGAGAAAAGCCUGAUGCUUGGUGUAACAGAGUUCUUUAACCUUGUGAAUCAAAGACAGGGGCUUUGCUACAGAGACACAGACCAACCAAUUAGGCUGUCUAAAGAAUGUCAGAGAAACAGUCUGUCAGGGGAAACAGUCAACUGAAACAGAUCAAAGCUAAGCUGCAGCCACAGUUAAUUGACUUGAUACCAUCGAGUCUUGUAUAUGUAAUUUUGUAAAAUUCUAAAAGCUUAGCACAUAAGGAAGUUAGUGACGUCUCUUUUUCAGUUGUUUAGUUCUUCAUAAAGAUCAGUUCAAGAUAAUUUAUCUUCUUUCUCUUUUAUUUCUCUCUUUUAUUUCUCUCUUUUGUUCUCUUUCUUUCUCUGUCUCUCUCUGUUUCUCUCUCCAUAUGAAGGAAUGAGUUGGAGCGUCAGUUUCUGGAGCUGCUGCAGUUCAACAUCAAUGUUCCGUCUAGUGUUUACGCUAAGUACUACUUUGACCUGCGCUCCAUGGCCAAGGCCAACAACCUCAGCUUCCCUCUGGAGCCACUGAGCAGGGACAAGGCUCAGAAACUAGAGGUGAGUAGCACUGAUGCAUACAGUCGCUGCUUCUCCACAUUCCCAUCAGCUGUGAGGAUCUUUUUUUCUUUGACAUCCAGCAUUCAAAGGACCUACACAAUGCUACUUGUUUAUAGACACUACUACCACUGCUACUACUGUCAUCACCAACUCAUUGUAGCCUAUAUGAAAACAGCAUGCAUGAGUUCUUUCUUAUCAUUCAUUUGUGUUGCAUUGCAUCCCAGAGUGAGCUUUUCUCCUUCCCCUUUCAUCAGGAUAUUAACUCUGCAAAACGUGGCUGGAGGAUGCACAAACACAAUGGCAAGAGAGAGCCUGAUAAUUAGUGGGCAGUGAGCACAGUGUGCAUUUGACAGAGGUGGUGGUGUGUUCUCUGCGUGGGUUUGUGUGUGUGAUGGAGGACGUGAGGCGGCAUUCGUUGCAGUGUAAUUAUCUCCCUAGCAGCACCAGCGACCCCUUCUCUCCCAUCUCCUCUUCGUCCUCAUCCCUCCUUCCUCCCCAUCCCCUCUUCCCCCAUCCUCCUGCCUCUCCGCUGGGCAAUUACGGUCUGAAAUGAGCCCUUGUGGUAUUGAUGCUGGUUGAGGCGUCGUGUUGUGUCGUGACGUUCUCUGUUCUCUGUCAGUGGAACUGUAAUAGUACUGCUGGUACACUGGACAGGGAAACAGGCAGCGUUUAGGAUCGUAUUCACUAUUGAUCUAACUUGUUAAAGAAAUACCACUAAAGAUAAUGAUAAGUGAUCUUGCUCUGUUUCAGAGCAAAACUAUGAGUAUCCCUACAUUUUUGUUAUUAGGCUUCCAGUGUAAGUUUAUGUAGCUCUGAGUACAUGAACAUAAAGUUACUUAAAUUAUGUUUUAUAUUAUUCUAUGUCUUAUUGUGCGUUUUUCCAUGUCUCAGGCCAUCUCCAGGUUGUGUGAUGACAAGUAUAAAGACUUGAGGAAAGCGGCCAAGAAGAGGUCUGUGAGUGCAGACAAUCUGACGGUGGUGAGGUGGAAUCCGGCCAUCAUA